GCCAUCUUUCUAUAUACCACGUAGAGCAAGCAUUUGUUUUCUUUUCUGUAUUCUAAGCUGUAAGGUACUUUGUACUACAAGGUGUAAAAGACAUAUUUAACAACUAAUUAGAAUUAAUUUUCCGAGCGUUCCAUUCACAAAAAAAUCAACAAGUGGCGUUCUUCACAGAAAGGAAGAAUGCAAAAGAACAGUGGAUAUGACGCGUUGCGUUUUAAUUUUCGAUCUCAGGGUGAAUUUAAUGCUGCACAAGAUUUGCUUCUUUCUCGAAGCGAUUGCUUCUUAAAAUCCAAGCGAGUGCGUGACAAAGUUCGCAGUGAAGAAGAACUGAGGAAGAAAACUCCAUGGGAUAUCAGCCCCCCUGACUUCACACUUCAAAUCUACCAACCAAAGCCGCCGAAACGAAAUAGCAGGAAGGCCAUGAUACCAGGAUACAACGAAGAGGAAUGGAAUAAAAAGGCAAAGGAAAGAAGGAAACAGCACAUCGAGUUCAAACGUAUUCAAUUACCAAAAAUACUUCAGCCUUCGGUGUCAGACAAAGCACCGUUCUCUACACAGUUCCGAAUUCCCGACUCUCACACAGCUAAACUUAUGUACGUCAGGAAUGGUAUUCACAACCGUGAGCCUUAUGUGACACCAGGACCUCAUGCCUUCAGAGGAGAUGAUUUCAGACCACUGGAGAAUCCAAAGAAGUAUGGUUUGCCAGAGUUCACCACUAAUUAUGACCAUGACCCUGGUAAUCUGAAGUUCCACUCCAGAACAUUAAAUGUAUUAUACGAUCCCUACAAAGAUCAGGAGUUUUUAAAUUCCAAAGACGGGUAUAGAAAACAGAUGAUAACAUACAAAGAACAGGAACCAGACUGGGAUAGUGCACUCAUCUUACAAAAAGGGCCGUACAAAAAAGGUCGCUCACCAAAAAGUGCUCUUAUGGAACGGAUAGCUAAACAACUGCCAUGGUACUCAGCACAAGACAAGAUCGAACAAUUCAGAAGACCUGAUAUCUCUGACAACAAAACAGUUGACUGGUUAGCAGUGACAGCACACAGCAAAGAGUUCAAUAUGAUCUAAAACAACAAGAUCAAGGAUGAACUGGAGUGCAAGAACAUCUGAGAUGCCAUACGAAACAUGCUAUGGUUCAUUAGUACAGCAGAUUAAUUAGGCAGUAUUUUUGGACAAUUAUUUAUCAAUUCUGAUAGAUUAAUCCAUGAUGGGAGGUGUGUUGUGAAUUAAAAUUUACACUGAGUACACAUCAACUUAGACUAAUUAAAACCUUACUUUUAGUAUGCUGUAAGGAGGAAGGAAACAAACACCUUGGACCAAAGAGAUACCUUACAACACUUAUUGUGUUUUAAGUAUAUUUUAAAUAUUAUGAUUUAUGCUUUCGUUGUUAAAUUAUCAACAUAAUAUUUAUUUAGCUUGGUCUUAAAAUCCUUCAUGGAAAGGUCAAGGUUUCGGUGCAUAAGAAUUAUGGGUAAAUGAACCAGUUGCCAACUUUUUUUUUCCUACAAAGGAUUUAAGCCUGUUACAUUGAACUAUGGUCAUUUAUUUAUUUGCUCUAUUUAAUGUCAUUUGUAUUAUAUAAUACGGUCAACCCCCUGAAGGCAACCACCUGAAAAUAUGCCAGGUCUACAUAGCUGGUCGCAUUGUGGGUCACUUCUGAGAGGUCCACCCACCUACCGGUAGUCUAGAUUGCAUGAGUCAUGCAGAAAUCUCUAAAUGCCUAGAUCCCCACAAUUUUCUGAUUCAAACCUACAAAGCAUCGAAUCUGAUUACACAACAACAAAUUGAUGCUCAUUUCUAUGCUCUAAACAAGUGGUCAGUCUUUAUGAAGAACAGAGUUACACACAGAAUACAUCUAGUGCCAGGAGAUUUCAUAAACACAUUUCUUGGUCUUUAUUUAAGAAAUAGAAAAGUUAACUUGAACCAUGUUUCCAUUGAGUUUUAGUAUAAAUCUACUAGCGUCUAUCACGAAUGCCGUUUGCUGAUUGGCUACGAUACUCACUAUCUAUUCUGUUGUAGAUAGUGAGUAGCUUAGAAGUGUGCACUUAUUAAGAAUAAUUAUUACGGCCACUCUUUUGCGUUUUCAAAGUGUCUGUGAGGAGGAUUUAGAUAAAGUUCUGAACAGCUAAUAGAUUUAUACUAAUUAAAACAAUUAGAUUAAUUGCUCUCAAUUUCUAUACGUGAUAGUUGACGAGGGUGCAGCCAGAAAUCUUGAGCCCAUAGUUUAAUUGUUUAAAAGAAACUUGAGUAGCAGCUUGGAGAAACAAGAAAUGCGGCGGGAACACAAGCUGACAGGCAAGUGUUUCCACAACUUUUUUGAGUUUUCUUAAACUUCCAUGGGUGUUUCAGUUAAGCAAUUAGAUUAUGAGCUCAAGAUUUAUAUCGGGUGAUAUCACGGAUAGAAAUCGAGAGCGAAUAAUCUAAUCAUUUUAGUAUAAAUCUACAAGUCAUUUAAAACUUUAUCUUAAUCCUCUUGACAGACUUCCUCUUCACAAAAUGCCAAAAAGAGGCCGUCAUUUUCUUAACAAGCACACACUGCUAUACUACUCACUAUCUAUCACAGAAUAG
Molecule: messenger RNA, 2565 nt
Organism: Orbicella faveolata
Lineage: Eukaryota; Metazoa; Cnidaria; Anthozoa; Scleractinia; Merulinidae
Source: RefSeq, a predicted model, not a curated record